Molecule: messenger RNA, 351 nt
Organism: Lycium ferocissimum
Lineage: Eukaryota; Viridiplantae; Streptophyta; Magnoliopsida; Solanales; Solanaceae
Product: glycine-rich cell wall structural protein-like
Exons: 1
Coding region: 1-351 (116 amino acids)
Source: RefSeq, a predicted model, not a curated record
AUGGCUAGGUUCUUGAUUUCUUCUUUGGACGUUGAUGACAGUUCUAGUAAAGCUGGUGCUAUGAUUAGCUACUCUGAAGGCCUGUUUUUGCUUUGUGUUAUCAUUUUCUCCGUUUUGGUGGUGUCAGUAGUUGUAUUUGUAUGUACUGAUCAUCCUGAAAAAGACACAGUAUCUAUGAAGAAAAAGAAAAACAAGCCUAAGUCCGUUGGUACUUGUGCUUCUAAUAUUGGUGGUGCUGGUAGCAUGAUCAUGUAUUCUGGUGCUGGCGGUGGCGGUGGUGCUUGCUGUGGCGGCAGUGGUGGAGGUGGCGGCUGUGGCGGCGGUGGCUGUGGUGGCGGUGGUGGUUGCUGA